AUGCAGCCUGUGGAGCACGUCAGGAUCGGCAAGCAUGUCUUCCCACGCUACUCACACCCGCUCUUCCGCAGCAAGUUGCAUGAUGAGGCGUACGUGCAGCAGCAGAUUGAGCGGCAGCUGCAAAACCCGCAACUGCAGCUUGCAGUGAACGAGGCCGUGGAGCAGCUCCUGCGUCAGGGCGUGACGGGGAGCAUCAGCGAAGAGGACACGGCUGCUUACUUCGAGAAGGCCCUCGGGAGCCUCGACGUGUUCUUUGCAGAAAGUACAAGUAGGGCCAGCACACCCGCGUCGGUGCUGGCCGAUCAGGUGUCCUGCACCUUCCUCAACAGCAGUCCCGCACCUGCAGUGAGGCCAUCACCCCCUCGCGUGCGCCGCUUCUUCCCGGCACCGCACUGUUCCCGCGUCGCACUGCCCACCGGAGUGCCAUCGCUGCAACUGCGUGGGUUAGAACCGCUACGGAAGACGCAGUUGAGACUACCACUGCAGAAGAAACAGCAGAAGCAUGACGCCGCAGAGAGCAGCAUCGAUGAGGCUACUCCUGGUCCUGUCACGCUUACACGGCGACAGCUCCUACCUUGCAGCGAGGUUGAUGAGUGCGACAGGAAUGAAAUGCUAUCUCUGUUACCUGAACUAAAACAUGAUGCAAACAAGGGGCACAAGAGGCAGGGGCCAUCAUCACUUCAACUGACUGUAAGUGCACCACCAGAGUGGCGAGAUGCUGUGCGCUCGCUCUUUUACUCGAUGCUUUCGCUCCGUGUAGAAGAGAGCGGUGGUGUGCAGCCUAGUGAAAUGGACCUACGGAGCGGGGCACAGGGGUUGCUGCGGUUACAGGGCGCUGAGCUGACGUCGCUGAAUCGUGAGGCCUUUGGUGCGUUGGACGUGACGCUGGACGGCAACUCCACUGCCAUUCACUGCCGUCCAAAGGCACCACCUAGCAUAUUUCAACGCUCACACGCCCAGCAGGCGGAAAGGGGCUUUCAAAUAAAGCCAAGUGUGCUCCGUCAACGAGCCAUGAAAGUUGUUGUCUCGCCCAGCAUUACUACGUGCACGCCCAAGGAAAACACGGGUGUGGGAGGGGCAUCACUCAAGCAUUCUUGGGCCAGUCCCUCACUUGCGACCGUGCCCACGCUGCUGCAGGGCGCCACGGAGCUGGAACUGCCAAGCACGACGUGUCGCAGCCGCGUGCUGGCCUCCAUCUUGAUGAGCCAGGAGAAGCAACGACAGGCGGGUCUUGGGAAGGAAGCAAUGUACAAGUAG
Molecule: messenger RNA, 1257 nt
Organism: Trypanosoma grayi
Lineage: Eukaryota; Euglenozoa; Kinetoplastea; Trypanosomatida; Trypanosomatidae
Product: DNA mismatch repair protein MSH2
Exons: 1
Coding region: 1-1257 (418 amino acids)
Source: RefSeq, a predicted model, not a curated record